AUGCCUGGGACUAUCAAGCUCGCUACAUAUCUGUUCAAGCGCCUCCAGCAGCUAGGCGUUGACUCUGUCCAUGGCGUCCCUGGCGACUUCAACCUCACGCUGCUGGACUACGUCGAGCCAGCCGGCUUGCGAUGGGUAGGAAGCGCUAACGAGCUUAACGCAGGAUAUGCGGCCGACGGAUAUUCCAGAAUCAAGGGAAUUGGCGCCAUUGUUACAACUUUUGGUGUUGGCGAGCUGUCCGCAAUCAACGCUAUUGCUGGUGCCUUUUCGGAGAGAGCACCUGUGGUUCAUAUUGUUGGCGUUCCCAGCCGUCCUAUGCAAGACAGUCGCAUUCUCGUCCAUCAUACCAUGAAGGAUGGAGACUUCACGCGUUUUGCGCAGGCGCAGGCCCUUUUCACAGUCGCCCAGACACGUCUUUGGGACCCCAGAACCAGCGCUGAGCAGAUCGACGAAACCCUAAGACAGUGUUUGCAUCACAGCCGUCCAGUUUACAUCGAAGUGCCCGUCGACAUGGUGUCUGCGCAAAUCUCGGAAGAGCGAUUGUCCCAGCCGCUGCGAUUGAUCCAGCCUAACCCCACCAAAAAUCAGGACCGCCUGAUUCACAAAAUAUUAGACAAAAUACACAUGGCAAAGAAGCCCGUCAUUCUGCUCGAUGGUGAGAGUCGAGGAAUUGGCAUCGUCCCGGAUGUGCAAGAAUUUUCUAGGGUCACCGGUUGGCCUACGUACGUGACUGGAUUCGCCAAGGGCUUGUUGGACGAGACUGAGCCGAAUUUUCAUGGCAUCUACAAGGCCAAGUUUGGCGAGGCGGCUGCGGAAACCUUUUUCAAUGAAGCCGAUUCGAUUCUUUGCUUCGGCCCCCAUUUCAGCACCACCAACUCAUAUGGCAAUGCGGCUCUCCCCAAUCCAGCCACUACUAUUUCCUUUAGCCACAACGAGACUGUACUGCAGGCCCAGCUCAUUCGCGACACACCAGCAAAAUAUCUUGUGCCCAAAAUUCUUCAAAGUGUGGAUGCAGCCAAGGCCAAGAGCGUCUACACUACGUAUCCUGAUCUCCCAAGAGACUCGAUCCUCCCCUUUUCAGAGGUUCCUCCUGAUGCCCCGCUUGCUCAAGAUCGCCUGUGGAACGUUGUUGGCAACUUUCUCCGCCCAGGCGAUAUUCUCAUGGGCGAAACUGGCACAUCUAGCUAUGGCUCGCGCAUCGUUCCGCUGCCAAAGCACUCUCGCUACUUUACGCAUGUAACUUGGCUCUCCAUUGGUUACAUGCUGCCUGCCGCCCAAGGCGCUGCAAUGGCCACCGAGGAACUGAUCAAAGCAUCAAAGUUCCAUCAAGAUGUUAAAGAGUCGCGAACCAUCCUCUUCAUUGGAGACGGCAGUUUCCAAAUGACAACGCAAGAACUUGCUACAAUUAUCAGGCACAAUCUCAAUGUGAUUGUUGUGCUUGUCAACAAUGACGGCUAUACCGUGGAGCGUUGCAUUCACGGCAAGGAUGAGAACUACAAUGGUAUUUCGACUUGGAACUACCUAAAAGCACCUGCCCUUUUCGGCGCUAGGGACGACGCUUACACGGCGACCGCUAGAACAUACGGAGAGCUGGAAAAAGUAUUCAACGACGAGAAACUCAAGGAUGGGAAGGGUCUACGCAUGGUUGAGAUUUUUCUAGAUCGCGAUGACGCACCCAAGGGCCCUCUCUUUGACUAUAUGGAAAUCCAAAAGGCUGGUAACGGCAUUCUGGUUGAAAAGGAAGAGCUGGCAUAG
This is a messenger RNA of Beauveria bassiana ARSEF 2860, 1755 nucleotides long. RefSeq names its product pyruvate decarboxylase. The record is from RefSeq and is a predicted model, not a curated record. NCBI's taxonomy places the organism in Eukaryota, Fungi, Ascomycota, Sordariomycetes, Hypocreales, Cordycipitaceae. Gene Ontology annotation, molecular function: magnesium ion binding; carboxy-lyase activity; thiamine pyrophosphate binding. The transcript has a single exon. Bases 1 to 1755 code for a protein of 584 amino acids.